AUGUCUUUUAAUUAUCAAUUAAUCGAGGAAGAUUUAACGUGUCCAGUCUGUCUGGAUUUAUUUAAAGAGCCUAGAAUACUGCCUUGCUCGCACAGCCUCUGCCGAAAAUGUUUGAAAGAUUUGUUAGGGAAAUGUGAGAAAUCUGCAAUAAAGGGUAUUUUUUUUUGA
Helobdella robusta is the source of this 168-nucleotide messenger RNA. RefSeq lists its product as hypothetical. The coding region runs from base 1 to 168 and encodes 55 amino acids. Gene Ontology annotation, molecular function: nucleosome binding; ubiquitin-protein transferase activity. Gene Ontology annotation, cellular component: site of double-strand break; nucleus. The record is from RefSeq and is a predicted model, not a curated record. NCBI's taxonomy places the organism in Eukaryota, Metazoa, Annelida, Clitellata, Rhynchobdellida, Glossiphoniidae. The transcript has a single exon. Gene Ontology annotation, biological process: double-strand break repair.